Molecule: messenger RNA, 213 nt
Organism: Akanthomyces muscarius
Lineage: Eukaryota; Fungi; Ascomycota; Sordariomycetes; Hypocreales; Cordycipitaceae
Exons: 2
Coding region: 1-213 (70 amino acids)
Source: RefSeq, a predicted model, not a curated record
AUGGGCCUCUUUGACAAUGUGACUGUUUAUGAAGUGCCCGUGGCCCUGAAGCUAGGGAGGCUGCAGCCUCGACGGGGACAGAUGGCAAGACGCUGCCGACAUCACCAACUCGGAGAAACACUUAAAAGACUCGGGUCUCCCGUCAACAGGAUAGCUGGGCUCGUACUGCGAGCCACCCACAUAUCAUUUGCCUUUCGAGGUCAUCUUUCCUAG